GGCUUGAGAUGAGCGUACUACUGCCCAAUAUGGCGGACUUCGACACUAUCUAUGAGCUGGAGGAGGAGGAGGAGGAGGAGUCGUCCGAGCCUGUGGUGCGGAGCCAGGAGCUGCCUCGGCCCCGCGACGCGCCGGAUCCUGUAGCGGUACGGGGCGCCGGGCACAUCACCGUGUUUGGCUUGAGCAACAAGUUUGAUACAGAAUUUCCCUCUGUUCUGACAGGGAAGGUUGCCCCAGAAGAAUUCAAGACCAGCAUCGGUCGCGUGAAUGCCUGUUUAAGAAAGAAUCUCCCUGUCAAUGUAAAAUGGCUGCUUUGUGGCUGUCUCUGCUGCUGCUGCACGCUGGGCUGUAGCCUGUGGCCUGUAGUCUGUCUUAACAAAAGAACUAGAAGAUCAAUUCAGAAGUUAUUAGAAUGGGAAAAUAACAGACUGUAUCAUAAGCUUGGUUUGCACUGGAAGCUGAGUAAAAGGAAAUGUGAAACUAGCAAUAUGAUGGAAUAUGUAAUAUUAAUAGAGUUCUUACCAAAAUAUCCCAUAUUUCGACCUGACUGAAGAACAGCAUUUGGGUCUUUCCUGUUUCCUGUAAUUUUCUACCCUUAGUGCCUUGUAGAUGAUUUUGGAAAGAAGAUGGUCUACUUCGCUGUGAUUUAAAAACAUUCUUCAGUAGAGUAUCUUCCUCGCUAUGUUACUUUCUUUUGUUAAGAAGAGAACAAUUUGCACAUUUUUUUUUUAAUAUUACAUGAGGCUUCUAUGUUGCACUCUGAAUUUUUACCAUUAAGAACUGAUAGAGUUGCCACUAGGGAUCUAACAUCAGUGCUGCUUAAACUUGUUCUGAGCAUGCUGCCUUAUUAAUUUCUCUGUUUGCUGUCCUCCAACAUGCAGCCUAAUGCCAUGUCGUACUAUAAUUCAUUCUAAAUGUUGCAAGCCAAGAAACCCUCAAGUAGAAACAUCCAGGUAAGCAUCUGGUAGUGAUGAUUUUAGUCUUAACUUGCUCGCAUAGGACCUGCAAUCAAACAGCACUGGUUUUGUCCUGCACUUUGCAAAUUCAUCAUUUGACAUGAGGGGGUUAAUUAUUUUACCCACCAUGGAUUUGUAAAUAUUGACUCUUCGCAUAAUGUAAAGUGUGGUAUGCCAAGGUUUACAGAAUGUAAUAUAGCUCUUGUUCUAUUGCCAACGGUCCCACCUCGUUCUCCUCAUCCCAUUUGCUGUUACCCCUCUGAUUGUAUAGACCCAUCCACACGCUGGUUUCAUGGUAAAGCCAUCCAAGUCUGUACAUACUAUCGGAUGUCUAGGGCUCAGUUGCACUUUGUUUAGUAAAUGGAUGAAAAAUGCAUAGCAUUUCUGUCGUCUUUUGGGUUUAAAGCAUUUCAGGUGUGGUUUGUAGCACCUGAGACAGGAACUUUUAAAUGCUGUUGAAUUCGUGGGGGAGAUGGUGGCUGCUAUUAACAAAAUGCUUUAAAGCCUCUUGUUAAUUAAUGAUAGAUGGAUGUCAAGUUCUGUUUUUAGGUAAAGAAAAAAUGUUUCCUAGUUGGAGAUCUUCAUUAUUACUAAGGAGAAAUAUGUGGACCAACCAAAUCAAAGCUGAAGUAACACUUUUGAUAUUUUUAAAGUGUGAUCAUGCUUCAGCAUUUUAACAUUUGAGUGACAGGGCAUCCUCUUCAGUGGAAAUAAAUCUUACCUAAAUCAGAGCCCUGUUUCAAGAUAUGCUGGUAAGUGGCUCAGUUGAAAGGGUUCAUGCAAUGUGUUUUGGCAUCCAGGCACAGUCUGAAGAUCCACAAAUGCUUCAUGGAAUUCACAAGUAUUUUUGGAUUCUUCCCCAUUUGCCUGAUCUCAGGAAACAGGAAAACUUCCUGUUGUGGCUGGCUGAAGCGGGGCCACUUGCUAAUAGUAAGCAAAUGGUAGUUGAUGCAAGUUCUCUCCCUUUCCUAACUAGAAAUUAGAAAUCAAAUUAAAAAGAGCAGAUGUCUGACUGUCUGCAAGCUGUGAUCAGCAGCAUCCUAAGUGACCAGGCAUUUCUUUGCAAAAACUUGACACCUUGUGACAUCGUCCCAAG
Molecule: messenger RNA, 2052 nt
Organism: Dryobates pubescens (Downy woodpecker)
Lineage: Eukaryota; Metazoa; Chordata; Aves; Piciformes; Picidae
Gene: CHIC1
Product: cysteine rich hydrophobic domain 1
Exons: 6
Coding region: 9-551 (180 amino acids)
Source: RefSeq, a predicted model, not a curated record